Messenger RNA from Camelina sativa (false flax), 2043 nucleotides. The record is from RefSeq and is a predicted model, not a curated record. Lineage: Eukaryota; Viridiplantae; Streptophyta; Magnoliopsida; Brassicales; Brassicaceae.
AGUGAUGACAGGAGUGUCCUGCCUGCCCGCUUUGGAUUCUUGCCGGGGAAUCCAACCACCGCCGGAGAGGUCGUCAGCAGUCGUGUCUUCUCCGCCAGACUUCCAGUGGUUUGCCGGCAGAUUCACGAUAAGCAACCGUUCGGAAUGUUCAGAGGCGAAAAUGGUAUGAACUACACAUUUUCAACAUUUUUGCUUGAAGCAAUACUCAUCAUUUUCUUCAUCAAAGCCGUUUACUUCAUCCUUCGACCUCUUCGUCAACCUCGUAUAGUCUGCGAGAUCAUCGGUGGGAUGGUGAUAGGACCGUCCAUGUUAGGACGAAGCCGAAACUUCAAUUACUAUCUUUUCCCACCGAUUGCGAAUUACAUAAUCGCAAACUUGGGACUGUUGGGGUUCUUUUACUUCCUUUUCCUCACAGCUGCAAAGACGGACGUUGGGGAAAUCUUUAAAGCACCAAGAAAGCACAAGUACAUUGCUGCCAUCAGUGUUUUGGUGCCGAUUGCUUGCGUGGGAGGCACGGGUGCUGCCCUAAAAGACACAAUGGAUGAAAGAUUGUUUGCUUUGGUGGGACAAAAAACCAAUGUCUACUUACUUACCGACGAGACUUGGCCCAAACAGGUCUCUCCUCUCGUCUACAUGAGCAUCGUCGGAUUCGUUACCAAGUUCAUCUCCUCCACUGCCGCUGCUCUCUUCUUUAAAGUCCCCACCAGGGACAGUCUCACGCUUGGCUUAAUGAUGAACUUGAGAGGUCAGAUCGAAAUUUUGCUCUACUUGCAUUGGAUAGACAAACGUAUGGUAGGGUUACCGGGUUAUACUGUCAUGGUUUUGUAUGCAAUUGUUGUCACGGGUGUAACAGCGCCAAUCAUCAGCUUCCUAUACGAUCCCACUCGGCCUUAUAGAAGUAGCAAACACCGCACAAUUCAGCACACUCCUCAGCACACCGAGAUGGGACUGGUACUUGCAGUCUCCGACCACGAAACCUUCUCUGGCUUGGUCACCUUUCUCGACUUCGCCUAUCCCACUAAAACUAGUCCCUUGUCUAUAUUCGCAAUUCAGCUGAUGGAACUGGCGGGGCGUGCACAGCCGUUGUUUUUUGAAAACGAGAAGCGAAGGAAGGAGGAGGAGGAGGAAGAAUACGAGAUGGAAGAGGAAGAGUCUGCGCGUACGAGGAGCAAGCGAAUAGACCAAGUGCAGAGCGCCUUUAAGCUCUACCAAAAGAAAAGAAACGAGUGUGUGACGUUGCGUGACUACACCGCCUAUGCUCCAAAGCGUCACAUGUAUCAAGAUAUUUGCGAGCUUGCCUUGAACAAGAAAACAGCUUUUAUUCUCUUACCUUAUCAGAAAGAGCGUCUUCAAGACGCAGCCCUUACCGAGCUACGUGACUCCGGCAUGCUAACUGUAAACGCAGACGUCUUGGCACACACACCCUGCUCCGUCUGUAUCUAUUACGAGAAGGGAAGACUUAAAAACGCUGUGGCUCGGUCAUCCAUGGACCUACAACAUAGGAGGCAAGAACCAUACCGUUUCGUGGUUCUGUUUUUAGGAGGAGCUGAUAACAGAGAAGCUCUGCAUCUGGCAGAUAGGAUGACGGAGAACCCGGACAUAACCAUGACUGUGGUUAGGUUCUUGGCGUACAACCACGAAGGAGAGGACGAGAGGGAGAAGAAGCUAGACGAUGGGGUGGUGACGUGGUUCUGGGUCAAGAACGAGAGCAACGACAGGGUUAGUUACAAGGAGGUUGUUGUCAAGAACGGUGCUGAGACGUUGGCUGCGAUUCAAGCAAUGAACGUCAAUGACUACGAUCUGUGGAUAACCGGGAGGAGAGAAGGGAUCAAUCCAAAGAUUCUGGAAGGGCUUUCUACGUGGAGCGAGGACCACCAGCUUGGAGUAAUCGGAGACACCGUGGCUGGGAGUGUUUUUGCCUCGGAGGGUUCGGUCUUGGUAGUGCAGCAACAAGUGAGGAACCAGAAGGGUGGUGAUGGUUUCUUGAACGGCAAGUUUGAUUACAAGAGUUUAGUGUCCCCUUGGUCUCACUUUCACAAUUGA